Molecule: messenger RNA, 2580 nt
Organism: Triplophysa dalaica
Lineage: Eukaryota; Metazoa; Chordata; Actinopteri; Cypriniformes; Nemacheilidae
Gene: sox19b
Product: SRY-box transcription factor 19b
Exons: 2
Coding region: 325-1209 (294 amino acids)
Biological process (GO): anatomical structure morphogenesis; regulation of DNA-templated transcription; cell differentiation
Molecular function (GO): RNA polymerase II cis-regulatory region sequence-specific DNA binding; DNA-binding transcription factor activity, RNA polymerase II-specific
Source: RefSeq, a predicted model, not a curated record
GCUAAUGCUGCUCAACAAGUGGCGUGUGUGAACAGAGCUGUGAGUUGAGGGACCAGCAGCUGUUACUGAGAAGCUUUUCGCGCUCUUUUGACUUUUAUCUCUGUACUUUCAGCGUUCUGAACAUCAUUCAAAGAAAUUGUGAUGAGUGGUUUGAUUCAUCGUAGACUUUUUUUCUGACUCCGUCUUUUUGCAGUUUAAUUUGAUCAACAAUUCCGGCUGUAAACAGACUUCACCUGCGUCGGAUCUGUUUAAUCUGAUUAGGUCUGUUUGGACACUUUUAAUUGGCACCUUCACACCGAGUAAUUGAAACUCAACGUGCGAAACAUGAUGUACAGCAUGAUGGAGCAUGAACUGAAAACUGCAGGUCAACCACAUCUCCACCAGAACAGUCCGGGAAUGUCCUCUCCGGUCAGCGGGGUUGGAAAUGCGCACGGCGGGUCAAAAACGUCUUGUCCGCAGGGCGAAGACCCUAUGGACAAAGUCAAGCGUCCCAUGAAUGCGUUCAUGGUGUGGUCUCGGGGUCAACGAAGAAAGAUGGCUCAGGAGAAUCCCAAAAUGCACAAUUCGGAGAUAAGCAAACGCCUCGGGGCGGAAUGGAAAAGUUUAACGGACGCAGAGAAGCGGCCUUUCAUUGAUGAGGCCAAACGAUUGCGGGCUGUACACAUGAAGGACUACCCCGACUACAAAUAUAAACCCCGGCGCAAGACUAAAUCUCUUUUGAAGAAAGACAAUCACUUAGGUAAAUAUCCUCUUGCUGCCGGCAACCUGUUGGCAUCCGCCGUGGCACAGGGACAAGGAGGAAGCCAGAGAAUGGACAGUUAUGGCUGGGGUCACACAGGUGGUUAUAUGGCCAUGCAGGGUGAGACGCUGGGAUACCCGCAGCAACUGCACCGCUACGACCUGUCAGCUCUUCAGUAUCCCACAGCACAGACGUUCAUGAACGGUGGAAGCCCUUACAGCCAAAUGUCCUAUAGCGGAAGCCCUCAGCAGCUGAGUCCAGUGAUGUCAAUGGUUAAACCAGAACCUCUGUCUCAUUCUCCUACUGGAGCACCAAAUCACCACCACCGUGGGCCUUUCCAAGGGGACCUGAGGGACAUGAUAAGCAUGUAUAUACCAGGUAGUGAUGCCAGCGACGGAUCAACCCAGAGGGCUUACCCUGGUGUCCAGCAGCACUAUCUUGGUGGAACUGUUCCCCUUACUCACAUCUGAGGUUUGGACAAACUCAUAGAAACAGCUGGACCUUUAUGGGACCAAUGAGCCACAAGUAGUCUGUAUGGAUUACUGAUGGAUAAUUAGAACACUUCUGAUUAUUUGCUACCUCCUUGUUUUGAAUGAUCUGAAGUUAUAAGUUGUAAAUUUAUUGCCAGUUUAGCUGUUGGAGUCUCCUGUUAUCAUUGUUUUUGAUGUUGUUCUUAUGUGGACCUAUAACUUCCCAAUUUCUUAUUGUGGGCAUUUCACAAAUCAUCUUUAAUACACACUUUAACCAGAUAUUCUAUCACAGCCAUCCCCUUUGUUAUUAUUCUAAUUUUAAGUUUUACCAGUGUUCUGUUUGAAGCAUUGUUUAUCCUUACAGCAGUGAGCAUCUGUCUUUAAAAAAAUCUCAUUGGGAAACCGAAGAGCGCAGCAUAUUGAGCUUUCUGAAUACAGGUCAGACUCUAAUAACCUUGAGGAGAACUUUUCUAUUGUGAACCCUGAUGCCCGUUUUAUGCGCAGACCUGCUCGGCGAAGGGAGUAGCUGUGUUAUAAAUUAAGUUGACCUUUAAGUGUCUUUAAACUGUAAGGAUGAUAUAUUGUAUAGUGUCAAAGUACUUUGAUAUCUCAGGAUUAUCCUUCUACAAAUGGAGGGGAAAUUACUGUUUAGGUCAGCUGUAAUGUCUGCAAAUUAGACAUUUGUGGAACUGUUGUCCAAAUUUCAAAAGAAAGGAAUUUUGCCUUAACUCGUAGCUACUUAUGUUUUGUCUACUUUUUGAUAAGAGCUUAUUUACCACAACAGAGUAAGCAUGCUUUCUGCUUCCUAAAGUGGUCCACACAAAGAACUGCUUUCAAGACAAGUUUUUUUUUUGCCCAGUUUACAGAAUGCUUUUGUCCUGCUUGGCAUUACCCUGUCGUGGGUCAAACUCAAAUGCACUGAUUCUUGCUGUCAUCAGUAAAUGCACUUCGUUAGGAUGGGAGGUUGUUUACCUCUGGUCUGUCUCACUCUGCUGAAGCACUGCUUCUGCUAACAGUAUGAAUGACCCGCAUGUUCAACGGAGAACACCUGACUGAGUUUUUUUUGAGCAGCAGCAUUUUUUGUACAUUGAUUUCUUGUCUUUCGUGUUUGUUUUAAAAUUGGUUGUUUUAAUGGUGGUAAAAAUACAGUUAGUGUGGCAUAUUGCUGUGGAAGCUGCAGUUAUUCAGUAACUAAUUUCAGGCAAAUGAUAAUUUAAGCUUUUAAUUGAAAAGUUUACAUUGACACGAAAGUGAGUUUGCAGGGUUUUAAGUGGUUUUAAUAUAGGUUGUAAAUCUAUUUUUUUGUACAGUGUAUAGCCUAUUUCUUGGCUCUUAUAAGGGCCAUUUUACAUAAUAAAAUGUGAUAUCAUG